UCAGAUACGCCUUGGGGACUGAUCUUAAUCUGGGUGUUUUUCCCGUUCAGGUGUCUCAGUGACGGUAACAGCUGGGAAGCUUUAUUCCUGUUUUUGAGCUUAGCUAAAGCUUAGAGUCUACGCCAAUCGAGCAAAUCAGCAUUAGUAGCCAAGUGCGUCCACAAGUCCUACAGUCCUAGAAGCGGCGCAAAAUGGAAGGAUCAGAUAACUCCAGUGAUACUGUAGCUUUAUCGUUAGCGCCAAGCGAAGUCAUAGCUUGGUGCGUUAUUUUCGGCGUGGAAGCCUUGGUGGCCAUUACAAGCAACGUGGCCACAAUCGCUAUAUUCCUCACUAACAAGCGAAUCCGGGCUCAAACGUCCAUCCUCCUGGUUAAUUUAGCUGUAGCUGAUUUGCUGGUGGCCACAGUGCCCAUACCUGGGUGGGUGUACUUCUUUGGAGCUCAAGCCAACCUCUGGGCAGACAGCACUCAUCUGGCUGGUCACAUCACCUACUCUGCCCUGGAUAUUGGAGGAGCGUUUGCUUCUGUUACCAAUCAUGGCUGCAUCGCUGUAGAACGACUUAUAGCCACGCUGUUACCUUUCAAAUACAGAAGCAGUAAAAGGAUAAUCACCACACAGCUCAUUAUUGUGGUAUGGAUGUGUGCAGUGUGCAUCCCUGUGGUGACUCUGGUUGGUUUCCAUGUCCUUCAUUCCAACAUGGUUGCUUUUUUUGUUUGGAUGCCAUUCCUUACUGUGCUGCUUCUGGUCAUCACUGUGUCCUAUUCCAUCCUGUUGGGCAGAAUGAAAUGGCUGGCACGUAAUCUUCAUGAUCAUGAGGGAACUGAGCAGCGUAACCAUCGCUUCACUGUCACCGCUUUGAUGGUCACUGUGGUGUCCUUACUAGCGUGGUUGCCUUUCAUGAUUAUGAGUGCCAUCAACCUGGUGGCGCAAACCAUCAGUCAUGACGUCCGACUCGUGAGCAUGGUCAAACUCCUGCACUUCUUCAACUCCAUCUGUAGUAUUUUCAUCUACUGGUUUCGGAUCCCUAAUUUCAAGGCCGCUGCUUACGCCUUGGUGUUCCGUCGCCAUGGGAUGGAACAGCCUGAGCGACACAGGGCAUUAUUUCAAAGUAGGAGGUCAAACAGUUGCCGUGACACAGCUACAACCGCUCUCUAAAUAUGCCUCUCCUUUCAUUACGUUGCCAAUAGGUAUUCACCCUACAAAGGUCUUUUAAUUUCCUUUUAUCUGAUUGCACUAAGUGCCGCAGACGGAUGGAAAUUGUACGUCUCUGUGUGAUUCAUUUCUAACAAGAAAGCUACGACCCGAAAAGUACUAAGUGAAGAUCUAGUUUUAAAUGAGGUUAUUUCAAUUAGUAACUUCCCCAUUAGAGACAUCUAAAACGGUAUCUGUUAAAGUGAAGGGGAACAUCAGUAUGUGAAAUAUUUGCUUCGUAGUUAGCACAGGGACAAUGAAACAUGAAGAACAAGGGUAGUGGCGUACAAAAGUUCCUUGUUGCGCUAGCGCACAGCUAAGAAAAACUGAAGAGAGAGGCUACCGUACACAUAGAAAACAUUUGCGUGAGUUUUAUUUUGCGGAAUGGCGAUAUUUCUAUUUCUUUUUUUCGGGAACAAAUCUUUGUGGCUUAAGCUAUUAAAAUGUAACCUGGAAACUACUGAUUUUCGCGAUUUGAGUUUCAGAAGAAAAGAAAUGAACAGGGAGGGAGGGAGGCACGAUAUUCAUAACUUUUAUUACUUGUUGAGUUAACACACGUUAUACUUCUCGGACACCUUUCUUUUGAUUCUAUUAUAGUAAUUUUCAAUUGAGUGUCGAAAGUAAUCCAAGAUUGAAAUGUUUUUGCUUUACUUUCACUGUGAUUGGCCCAGAAAACUUGCACCACUCCCUCAAACAAUCAGAUCCAAAACUAAAACCAAUCACGACUUGGUCGCUCGCGUUUUCCCGCGCUUUAGGCAGUUUGUUUAUUCUUACCUUGAGUUCCCAUUGGCUCUUGAGUCAACUUAAAGGUAUUUUCCUUUCUUCUGAUUUGUCGAUCUUGGUUUUACGACAUUCAAUCGAAAACGCUCUAAGCCUUGAAAGGUCAUACUUACCAACCAUUAAGGAGUAACAAAGCAGCAAAAUCUUUUUGCUGCUUUGUUGCUCCUUAAGGCUAAGCUUUACUUACUCUUGCCUACUCCCCUGGAGUUUUUUUUAAUUGUGUUAAAGGCAUACAGCACUAUCAUUAACAUUAUUAUUUGUCGUCAUCAUUUUCAUUUUAGCAGGAAGUAAUUUAUACUUAUGGAGGACAAUCUGCAAUAUCUGCGAAAAAUUAAACCCGAAGAGUUUUUACGCCACAUGGCAUGCCUAAUAAGUUCAUUACAGUAUUUCAAACGCGUUCUUUAUUGAUAAGGUUCAAGAUGACUAAAAAUUUUACACGCCCCAAGAUUACUAAAACAACUUAAUUACAUUUCAAGUGUCACUUUGACUUAUAAAUGAUUAUUAAGUCAUUAAAAGUUAGUUUUUUUGUA
Pocillopora damicornis (cauliflower coral) is the source of this 2500-nucleotide messenger RNA. Its product is annotated as somatostatin receptor type 4. The record is from RefSeq and is a predicted model, not a curated record. Gene Ontology annotation, biological process: G protein-coupled receptor signaling pathway. Lineage: Eukaryota; Metazoa; Cnidaria; Anthozoa; Scleractinia; Pocilloporidae. Gene Ontology annotation, cellular component: plasma membrane. Gene Ontology annotation, molecular function: G protein-coupled receptor activity.